GAACUCCAUCAGCCGCUUCCCCAAUCCCUGAAUUUCCAUCAGCCGCUUCUCUUCCCCAUCCCCUGAGCUCCAUCAUCCCCUCCCCAGCCCCGGUUUGACCCCGGCGGGUUCCACCUGCACCGCUCCCGGCUGGCAGGUGAUUUCCUUUCUUUUCGCUCCCCUGCCCGUGCGUGAGUGCUGAACAGCAAAAAGUCCGCCUGAAAGGCUGGGAGAGCUUGGGCAAAGCCACGGUGGAGAGUUGUGGCGUUUUGGAUUUACAUGGCACAAAGCACUCGCACCUCUGCUCGAGGGACUCGUAUGGCUUGAAGGGUGGAGCUGGCAGCCGGCACUGGGAGCCCCAUGGAUCCCCUCAACCUCUCGUGGUACGACGGGGACAGGAACUGGAGCCGGGCGCUGAACGCCUCGGAGGCGGCGCAGAAGCCGCACUACAAUUACUACGCCGUGCUGCUCGCCCUCCUCAUCUUCGUCAUCGUCUUUGGCAACGUCCUGGUGUGCAUGGCAGUGUCCAGGGAGAGAGCCCUGCAGACCACCACCAACUACCUGAUCGUCAGCCUGGCUGUGGCUGACCUGCUGGUGGCCACGCUGUGCAUGCCCUGGGUGGUGUACCUGGAGGUGGUCGGGGAGUGGCGGUUCAGUCGCAUCCACUGCGAUAUCUUUGUCACCCUGGACGUCAUGAUGUGCACUGCCAGCAUCCUCAACCUCUGUGCCAUCAGCAUUGACAGGUACACGGCCGUGGCCAUGCCCAUGCUCUACAACACCCGCUACAGCUCCAAGCGCAGGGUCACCGUCAUGAUCGCCGUGGUCUGGGUGCUCUCCUUUGCCAUCUCCUGCCCACUCCUCUUCGGCCUCAACAACACAGAUGAGAAGGAGUGCAUCAUUGGCAACCCCGCCUUCGUGGUGUACUCCUCCAUCGUGUCGUUCUACGUGCCCUUCAUGGUGACACUGCUGGUGUACGUGCAGAUCUACAUCGUGCUGCGGCGCCGCAGGAAGCGCGUCAGCACCAAGCGCAGCAGCCACGUGCUGGACUCGGACACGCAGGCUCCCCUGAAGGACAAAUGCACUCAUCCAGAAGACGUCAAGCUCUGCACAGUUAUUGUGAAGUCCAAUGGGAGCUUCCAAGUUAAUAAGCGCAAAGUGGAGGCAGAGAGUCACAUAGAAGAGAUGGAAAUGGAGAUGGUGUCCAGUACCAGUCCCCCUGAGAAAACGGCCCUCAAACCCACAGCACCAAGUAACCACCAGUUGAUUGUGCCAGUUGCUUCUAAUCGGGGCAACAACUCUACCCUGCAGGCACCCCUGAGCAGCCCUGGGAAGGUGGAGAAGAAUGGCCAUGCCAAAGAAUCCCACCACACAGCCAGGGUCUUCGAGAUCCACUCCCUGCCCAACGGCAAGACGAGGAACUUGCUCAAGGCCGUGAUCAGGAGGAAACUGUCCCAGCAGAAGGAGAAGAAAGCCACCCAGAUGCUGGCCAUCGUGCUCGGUGUUUUCAUCAUCUGCUGGCUCCCCUUCUUCAUCACUCACAUCCUGAACAUGCACUGCGACUGCAACAUCCCUCCGGCCAUGUACAGCGCCUUCACAUGGCUGGGCUACGUCAACAGCGCUGUCAACCCGAUUAUCUACACCACCUUCAACAUCGAGUUCCGCAAGGCUUUCAUGAAGAUCCUCCACUGCUAAAGCCACCAACAGCACCCGCAUGUUUUUGGGAACGGAGGGGAAGAGGGAGCGGCGCCAUCCAUGCACAGCGGGCAGCGGGAGGGGCUGAGCUCUGCGGGUGGGUCCCCCAGCAGCUCGGGGGUGCAGCGGGGUGGGAGGGUCGCUCGCCCCGCUGGGGAGCUCUGGACCAGUCCCAGGCGCUUUGCAGAGCCACCCUGGCGCUGUGGUGGAAGUGGAAGCGCAAGGAUCGAGGCGCUCUCGCUCGCUUCUCGCCCGUGGCCGCCCGGCCUGGAGCGCGCUGGACACAGAGUGGCCACGGGGCCACCGGGAGGUAGCGCGGGGUGCUGGGCACAGCUCUCACCAAAGACAAGGCCAUGGUCCCCGCUGGGCAGCAGGAGCCAGGCAGGGCUGGGGAAGCUCUGUGCAAUAGCUUUGCCUUCACCUCGAGCUGACUCACCCGCUGUUCGACUGCUGAAGCCUUCAGAAAUUAAAUAAAAACCAACCCAAAAAACUUUCAGAGGGGCCCAGGCGGGCCGAGAAGGUUCUGCCACCCCCAGACCCUGCAGCAGUGUGAGCCUACAAGCCAUGGGUGGAAGGGAGAAGGGGCCAUCGGUCCCAUGUCAAACCAUCGGUGUAAAUAGGAAUAAAUAAUAUGGAUUUUGGAGCCCAAGCCAAAAAAAACCCCAAAAAGAGAUGGAGAGAGAAACUCAAGGAGUGGAACCUUGUCUUGCACGGUGCACAUCCAACAGGACCCCCUCAUCUCCCACCAGUGGUUUCUGCCCACCAGCAUCUCAUCUCCAGGCUCCAGGGUGUCCCCAGGGGAGGUGGCAGCGUGGUGAAUGUACAGACACGAGGACACUGUGCCAGGGGAGGCACCCAGCCCCAGGGGCACCCUGAGCACCCCAGCCAGGCCAGGGCUGGCUCUUCUCCCCUAAAUCAGGGGUCCCAAGGAGCACCUCGGGCCUGAUUUGCCUCUGUCUCUCCCCAGAGAGUGCAGAAUAACAUUGUGCCUAAUUUAAAUCAACAGUCAAGGAGAUAAAACUGUGCAUUUUGGAAAAAGCCAGAAUAAAAACCCAAGAAAGCCCCUACCUGGACCAGCUCCUGUGUCCAAGCUGGACUCUGGAAAGGUCUGGAUCUUCCCAGCAUCCCUUACCCUCUGCUAUCUAUUUUUCCAUGGAUUCUGGAACUGACAGCCCAGAGCAUCAUUUCCCCACGCCGAGUCUGGCACUGCCAAACCCACGCUGCACUUGCUGCUUGUUCUCAGCUCACACGGUGUUUUGCAAUAUCUCUGUAAAUAAAACACAGCAAGGUGAAUAAAACAACGUGGAAAUAGGUCUGGCUAGGAAUUCCUGCGGGAUGUGGAGCAGCAGAGGGUUGCAAUAGCCAUAGCAGGGGCAGACUCCCAGGGUGCAGUUUCCUGCUGCUUUCUGAAGGAGUAAAAACACAAUUGGAAGAGCAAUAGAAUCCCUUUCAUUCUCUAUGCAGUUUGUGGAAUAUUCACUCAGUUUCUGCUUCAGAUGAGGUGAAGAUGUGCCAAGGUUUCCUUUAAUUCCCUGGAUUUCCUGGAUUGCUAACAGAGCAGGGUGAGCUCCAGCUCUGAUUCAGGAAGAGAUUACACCAAGCAGCUCCAGCACAUAAUCUCAGCUGUUUUCUAAAAUGGAAGCAGCAGUCCCACCUUAAUCCAGUUUCUGUUCUGAACCUGGCAUUCCUGGAACGGGCUGGAAUGCAGGGGUUUGAUGUUCAGCCCACAGCCUUGUGUAACACCUGAACCUGGCUCUUCAGAGCCAAAACUGCAAAAUUGGGAACUCCAGCUCGAGAGAUCUCAGGCACACAUGAGCUGUUCUUCCUUCUCCACAGUUUUAACCAAAUUCACUCGGUGGGAAUCAACUCAAUAUUCACAGAAUGAUGCAAAGGCAGGAGGUUUUUGGGCAGAAAAAUAGCACCAAGCUACUGGUCCCUUUUUAAAUGUAUUUACAAGCAGAAAGAUCCCUUUGACUUGGGGAAUUAACAGGUGAGGAGCUGAACAAAAAUAACAAAUAUUACAUUUCUAGACAAAGAAGCUUUAAAGCAUUUGGAAAUUACCACAGGUGAUGUUUGCCCUGUACUAAAGCCUGGUGUGAUCCCUCAGGAUAAUAAUAUUAAUAAUAAUAAUAUCCCUCAGGAUAAUGUGGAUAAUACCUGAACUUUGUGCCAUAAUUUACUUUGUGUCCAGUGUUGAAAAUCCUCAUCUGUGUUCCUUGCUCCCAAAUUUUUCUCUGAAUCUAGAACAGAACCUUAUAGCUCAGCCCACCUGAACCAGUACCUGAAAAACUCUUCCAAAAUGCCAUGGAGGGAAAAAAAGCUGCUGGAAAAGAUCUCUGUCCUCAUGUGGACCAAAAAUGCCCAGGUGUGGUUUCCCAGAGCUGCAGUGCUGGCUGUGAGGAAUUUCCUGCAGCCAUCAUUCAUCCCAGGACACUUCCAGCUGCUCCUCCCACACUCCAGGUUACCAGGAAUGGGGAAAUCCCACCUUGGGAAGGUGGCAGGGCCAGCUCUGGCCACCUCUGCAGCUUUUCCUUCCCCACAAAGCUCCUGCACUUCCAGACAGCGAGUGAAGCACUUGGAAAGGCAGAACUGAGCCUUCCCCUUUUGGAGACAGCAAUGUUAUAGAUAACACAACAACAUCACAGCACCAAACCUCCUCCCAGCUCUGGCUUUCCUGGGAAUUCAGCGAUGCUGAGAGCAGGGCCAGGCUGUGCUGGCACAGCCAGGAGCUGUUUGCAGAGCCCAGCACAUCCUGCAGGACCCAGCACAGCUCUGAGCCUGGCAGUUCCACACCUCACUGUUCCUUCCACUCUGGAGACAAACCCCAAACCUCUGCUUCCCCCAAGAUUGAGCUGGCAGGACGUGCUGCUGAUGGGAGGGCUCCUGAGCUGGGUUUUCCAUCACCUUAACGAGAAGAUUUCAUUUCUUCGUUCCUCCAGAACUCCAGAGCCUGGCUCUAGCCCCUCUUUUGUGAUUCCUGAUUUCCAAUUGAAGCUUUAGUUCUGCUUAUGGAGUCUUCCUGUUCCUGCUUCCCCUCCCUGUGGCUCCCAGCCCUGCCUGGGGCUCUCUGCACCCCAGAUUUUUUGAAUCCAAAGCCAGUGAAUUCUGCCUGCUCUGUGUUUGCUGCUUGCCUGCUUGCUCCCACUCCACAGAACUCUUUAUCUUCCUGGCUGAAGAGUAAAUUAACUCCAGUAGGUCAAACCAGCUUAUCCAAUCCUGCUGAAAUUAAAAAAUAAAAAAAAAAAAAAAAAGGACAACAGGAAAAAUGAAGCCACUACCUCUUGUGGUGAAAAUCUCCAGUGCAAACACGACUCCCAGGGGAGUCAGGAAUGUAUAAAAUGCCCAUCACAGGUACAUGUGGCACCAACCAAUGUCUUCAUGCAGCACUGUAAUUAAAUAGAGACUUGCACAAGCCA
Messenger RNA from Catharus ustulatus (Swainson's thrush), 5087 nucleotides. It is a transcript of the gene DRD2, whose product is annotated as dopamine receptor D2. The record is from RefSeq and is a predicted model, not a curated record. The transcript has 8 exons. NCBI's taxonomy places the organism in Eukaryota, Metazoa, Chordata, Aves, Passeriformes, Turdidae. Gene Ontology annotation, cellular component: presynaptic membrane; glutamatergic synapse. Gene Ontology annotation, biological process: adenylate cyclase-inhibiting dopamine receptor signaling pathway; adenylate cyclase-activating adrenergic receptor signaling pathway. The coding region runs from base 340 to 1671 and encodes 443 amino acids. Gene Ontology annotation, molecular function: G protein-coupled receptor activity; dopamine neurotransmitter receptor activity, coupled via Gi/Go.